AUGGUCUGUGAUUACCAGGGCAACUGCUUUAACAUCGUCGAGGGUCUCUCGAAAAGCACAGAAAUCCAACUAAACGAUGAUCAUGCCGUUUUCCAUUAUUCUGAAGAUAUUUUCUCUAGGUUACCGUUGAAUAUCUUUCAAAUGAUACAGGAGGCUUGGCUUAAUGAUGCAAAGAUCAACCUUCACCAUGAACGCCGCCUAGUACGCGAGACACAAAUCCGCCACUUAGUCGGAAUCCUACUUCGAAGUGAUGCCAAAUAUCUACGGUUUAUACUUGACCAGCUGAAAACGGACCACUUGUGGAGGUUUGGAAGAAUGGUGGAGCAUGUGCUCGAUAUACGUGAUAGACAGGAUGCAUACCAUAACUGCCCCUCUGACAACAAUACAACUAUUCCAAUCCGGCAUCUGCACCUUCCUCUGCUCACCCCUGGCACACACACUUCUACGAUUUCGGAUCAGAGUAUAGUCGACCUUGGACAAACUAUGCUGAGCGCUGCCCCAAGCUCGGAUAUGGAUCAACCUAACCAAUAUUGCACAUUCUAUAGCGAGCAAUUUGGGAAACUUAGAUUCUGGUCACUGGAAAAAACAGCCUGGGCGAUUAUACAGGAAAGGACCGGGGUGGUGGCCACUAUAUGUGUCUCACCAACGUCCUCGAUACCUCAAAAAAGAAGCUCUAACACCCCCAAAGGCACGAUUAAGUUAUUGCUUUUCUUGUUAUGCGAGUUAUACCAGCAAGGGCUUAGAAUAAUCCAUUGGAAGGAUGCUAUGCGCUCAGUGUCACUUGAUGAUCAGAGUCAUACAAUACUCGAAGGGAUAUUCUAUCUCCGUGAAAUCGAGGAAAAGCAGCUUGAGGAAUGCUCUAGCAAAGCACAUCAAGACACUAGUCGCGAGGAUCCCAAGCAGAGUCCCGAAAGGAGACGGCGGACAGAGGGCAGUCGUGUGUUCACAGACUACGUGUUACUCGCAAUUACUGAAAGUGGAAAGUACAUUCGAUCGAGUACCAUUAGCUUUCGGGACGUGAUAGAUAUCAAUAGUGAGAAGAAGCAAAGGCCCAUACCCACACAGAAAGUGAUACAGCUUGCUCGAGAGUGCUCAGUCUCAAACAAGGAUGUUCGCUUCUGUCCCGAAGAGAGCACAAAUGCCAAAGCACAAUCUUAUGGUAGGUAG
Molecule: messenger RNA, 1167 nt
Organism: Aspergillus welwitschiae
Lineage: Eukaryota; Fungi; Ascomycota; Eurotiomycetes; Eurotiales; Aspergillaceae
Exons: 9
Coding region: 1-1167 (388 amino acids)
Source: RefSeq, a predicted model, not a curated record